AAUCUUGUUGAAAAUUGAUGCAAGCAUUAUAUUAUUUGGAAAUACAUUUUUUUCUUUAAUUGGAAUCAUAUUAAACUCCAUUGGUAGAAGAGGUAGCCUAUUUAUGAUAACUUGCUCUCAGAAGGCAUACGAUACAUUGACCUUCAACCUUGUCAGUGUUAUCAGCUCAAGUUUAUCUCCAUUAAAAUAAACUCAAUCAAAUACAUUUUAGAGCUUUAAUUGCAACAUAUUCAGUGUUGUUCAACUGUUCAACUCUGAGCUUUUAAUCUAGAAUUAUAUCACUCGCAUUUCGCUCUCACACAGCACCGGUGUUCACACAAAUACUUUAGGAAAUAGAUUAUUUUCAACAUUUAUAAGUUAAUUGGAUAAACAUUUGAACUAGAUUUUAUUAUUCUACUAAUUUCUGUGUUUAAAAUACAAUGUCUAAACUGAUCAGGAAAAUCAUUACUGCCGCUAAAGCUCCAAAGCCUGUUGGACCUUACAAUCAAGCUGUCCAAGUGGGAAACACCAUUUAUGUGUCGGGCGUUCUGGGAAUAGAUGUGAACACAAGUAAACUGGUGGCGGGAGGGGCACCCGCUGAGGCAAACCAGGCGCUCAAAAAUCUGGGAGAAAUUCUGGCCGCAGCCGAUUCCUCUUACAAAAAUGUUGUGAAAACUACAAUAUUUCUGGCUGAUAUUGGAGACUUUUCUGCAGUCAACGAGACAUACAAGCAAUACUUCCAGGAGCCCCUACCCUGCACGAUCAACUUUCCAAGUUGGGAAAUUACCAAUGGAAGCCAGAGUGGAAAUUGAAGUUAUAGCAGUUUCUGGAGAACUUGUUGAUAGGGUUUAGACAUUCUAUGAAACUUUUCUAUGUUUGGAAAGUGUUUUCAAACAUCUUCAAAAAGAACUGAUAAUAUAAAGAAGAUGAACACACUCUUAUAACAACAAAUUCAAAUUAUAUUAAAUAAUUUUUCAACCGUUUGUUAAUUUCGCCUACUAUAUUCUACAUUUUUAUACAUCCAUUGAAUACUAUCACUACUCCUGUAAUUAAUAGAAUAUAGACUAAGGUUAAAUCAGAAAUAGCAUAUUUUCAAUUAUUUUUGCAUACUUUGAAUAAAAAUAUCAAACGGUAACCUAAUUCCUAUUUAUUUUGCAUGGGAUAAUGAAUAAAUAUAAAAUAAUCAGAGUAAAAACAAGUUUUACUGACAACAAAAAUGCAAUCGACAAGAUUCAUCCGCUUCAAAAAGUAUUUGUAUUUACACGCUAUAAAUCCAAUCAAGUAGACCUGAUUAGACAAUAAAUUAAAAUUUCAAGAGAUAACAAAUUUUUAAAGCACUUAAAAUACAACAUUCAAUUUCAAUUGUUAGAAUAGAUCAUCAUUUGUGGAUACGUUACAAUAUUAUGAUAUAAUUAUAAGUAACCUAACUAUAAACUUUACAACAAUAUGAUCAAAAUAGUUAUUUGUACAUCCAGGAACAAAAUUGCUACUUUUACUCCCUGAGGCGAACGUUUAUCCAGAAGGAGAAAAAUUCUCUUGUCCACUUAUGUACUCAUUUUCUUCCACCUAUAUUAAUAAAAAUAUAUUUUGUUCGACUACCCUUAGACAUGCAGGAUACUUGGAUUCAGCUCAGACGUAAUAAACAUGAAUAAUCAUCAGAAUGGAGUUGCGAUGUCUCAGGCCACUCGGAUAGACUAGAUGGCUAGAUGUCAUCCAUGAUAAUCAAAUGGAAUUAUUUUUAGUUCCUAGGGAGGGUGUUAAGUACCUUAGUCACUUUACUCCCUUGGUAGUCGUAGUACUUUAAUAUUCCGUUCCAGGAAGUAAAAAUAAUCCUGUUCCAGGA
This is a messenger RNA of Nilaparvata lugens (brown planthopper), 1822 nucleotides long. It is a transcript of the gene UK114, whose product is annotated as 2-iminobutanoate/2-iminopropanoate deaminase. Lineage: Eukaryota; Metazoa; Arthropoda; Insecta; Hemiptera; Delphacidae. The record is from RefSeq and is a predicted model, not a curated record. Gene Ontology annotation, cellular component: cytosol. Gene Ontology annotation, molecular function: deaminase activity. The transcript is spliced from 5 exons. The coding region runs from base 420 to 791 and encodes 123 amino acids.